Messenger RNA from Clupea harengus (Atlantic herring), 6851 nucleotides. RefSeq names its product MAF bZIP transcription factor K (gene mafk). Gene Ontology annotation, biological process: regulation of transcription by RNA polymerase II. The record is from RefSeq and is a predicted model, not a curated record. Gene Ontology annotation, cellular component: nucleus. Gene Ontology annotation, molecular function: RNA polymerase II cis-regulatory region sequence-specific DNA binding; DNA-binding transcription factor activity, RNA polymerase II-specific. Lineage: Eukaryota; Metazoa; Chordata; Actinopteri; Clupeiformes; Clupeidae.
AUCAUCUAACAUGAAUGUCUUUUUUUUUUUUUCUUUGGUUUGGUAUUUGAUACUGUGUGUCCUGUGGGCUUUGCCUGUUGAGGAUCCUCACCCCACGCUCAUCAGCCUAGUCAUGACAAAACCGUUACAAACACUUGCUGCGCCUCCGGUGCGGUUAACAAAAGUCAAACCACAGGAGUGACUACAAACCUCACACAUGUUAAGGGUCCAAGGCUAGAAGCACUGAGUGAAUUGUUUGGAGCACGUCACUAAUACCUCUCCUGCCGAACAGCAUUUUGUUAAGAAGUCUGAAGUAAGGGCUGAUUAUAAUUUUUUUCCCCUCUGUGCAGUUCCUUGUUCUUACUUCGGUUGGGCCACAAUCUAUUUUAAUCUUGUAGAGUCACUGUACAGAAAUAGCAGGGAGAACAGAGAACUGUGUUGCGUAGUACAGACUUAAGUAUGAAACAAUCCCGGUGUGCCGGUUGGAGAAAACGUGGCUUACGUCUGAGGCAGUAGUGUUUUGCUUCCUAAUGAGGUAUCACUUAUCGCAUUUCCACUUAAAUUGUGUCGUUGGCAGAAUUUUGUGUCAGCACACCGAGCUAAAUAUAACCUGGAGAGUUUAAAUAAGGGCAUGAAGCGAGCCAGGAAAGCCCGGUGUAAUAGGAUCCAGCCAGUCAGCCACAGUCCUAAACCCGAUAGAGUGCAUUGUCUAAAUGCUAAAAUACAACAGUGACUGUGUAAGGGAAACUAUUUUGUCUGUGACACUCGACCUUCUGGAAUUUUCCACAUAUCUGCCACCAGACAUUAAAAGUACAGUAUAACUGUCUGGGAUGACCUAACAAGAUAUCCAAAGUGGAGUUCAGGUAACUCAUGUAGUUUACUGCUUGGGUUGUUUAAGUAACUUUUUGUUUAAACAGAGAAAACACCCACUAAGUAAAUAAACAGUAUCAGUUGAGUGGUAGCUUCAGUAUUUUUUUGUCCACCCACAGGUCACCAGUUCCUUUGAAUCACAUGUGGGUUGAGCAUUGAGCUUGAUACAACAUUAUCACAUCUAUUUAAGGUCAAGGAGGCCUGCAUGAAUAUUUCCAAGCCCACUUGGUCAACUGGCAUUUCUGUCUUUCAUGUGACCACGCUGUUAUCUGCUCUCUGCUGUUCUCUCCCGCUCUCUCCCCCACUCCUCUCUAAAACACACACACAUAGCUCCUCAGAUCAUGCCACUUGUGUAGUUUCCGCACCAUGUGUGUGGCAAGCAAGGAUUAUGAAUGAAGCUUGUUUACCAUUCGGGCCUCUGCCAUGUGACUCCCACACCCAUUUGCGGACCGUCGCCAUGGCAGCAGCCUUGUGCAGAGUUCACGGGGGUGCUCGCUGACGCUGUCAGGCGGCUCCUGAAAUGGUGCCUUGGGACAGCGUGCCUUUUCACGGGUGCACAGCGAAAGGCUCUCUUUUGGCCGUGGCAACAGUCUCGCGACCGUCGUCUUCCCACUGAACGGAUUGGCCUCUCCGAAAAAAGCGCUCAGGCAAAAAAUAGCUGGAGGGUUUGAAUAGCUAAGCAGAGAGAUCAGACAAAGCCCCGUGGCGAGGCUGACCCGUUUCUAUUAUUGCUUUCUCACAACGGUCUAGUGAACUACUUUGAGAGAGUGCUCCCUCAGCAAGUAAACAAGGGCAGCCCUUGUCUAGCCGGCAUUUUGUGAGGUUUGACUGACCUCUACUGUUGGAAUUUUUGGAGGACUCGAGCCAGUUGUGUUUAUGCAGGGCAUGACGACUAAUUUUAAAGCCAGCAAAGCUUUAAAGGUAAAGAAGGAGGCGGGCGAGAAUGCACCAGCGCUCAGUGACGACGAGCUGGUGGCCAUGUCGGUGCGGGAGCUCAACACGCACCUGCGCGGGCUGACCAAGGACGACGUGGUGCGGCUGAAGCAGCGGCGGCGCACACUUAAGAACCGCGGCUACGCCGCCAGCUGCCGCAUCAAACGCGUCACGCAGAAGGAGGAGCUGGAGCGCCAGAAGAUGGACCUGCAGCAGGAGGUGGACAAGCUGGCGCGCGAGAACGCCAGCAUGCGGCUGGAGCUGGACGCGCUGCGCGCCAAGUACGAGGCGCUGCAGUGCUUCGCGCGGACUGUCACCCGCGCCGGGGUGGUUGGGGGCAAGAUGCCCGGAGGUGGCGGUGCUUCUGCCACUACCAGCGUCAUCACCAUCGUCAAAUCGGCCAACCACGGCAGCCCGCCACCCGCCACUUCGUUCUCGGCGCCCUCCUAGUGGCCAGACUGGGGUGGGAUAGGCAGAGGACGUGUGCUCAGAAAAUGACCCGACAGUGGCCCGGACCUGAUCCCCCCCCCCCCGUGCUGAGGAGGUCGCUCAGCAACAGGACUGCAGGGUGGGCGGGGGGUGCUGUGGCCAUGAUUCUGUGUGAUUUACCUUUAGGCUGCAUUCACUUUCCUCUCCUUCUCUCUCUCUCUCCAUCUCUCUCUCUAUCUUUCUCUCUCUCAAUCUCUCUUUCUCUCUCUCUAUCUCUCUCUCUCUCACUCUCUCUCUCUCUUUAUUGUUCUAAAUUGUCUGUGCACUGUGCUAUGAAACCCCCCCAGCCCCUACAUGUUCCCAGCACCGGCAUGGCACGCUAGUCCCUAAUCAGCGACCCCAACCCAACUGAGACUUAGUAGAGUUGAACACUUGUCCAAGUGUGAGUGAGUACUUGAUACCUAUAAAACCUACCAUGGCAGCACUGCUGUAUGACAGCUCUGAUGCCUGUUUUUUUAUUUGCAUGUUCAUCAGAGAGUAAACUAAUAUAUAUAUAUAAUCGUUUCGUAUAAUAUAUUCUGUAAUAUAGUUUCAACCAUGUUGAGGCAAGUUUUUUUUUUCCUAAGGCUGAGAACCUGAUGGAAUGACUAUUGUGUUGUAUAACACAGAUACACGUUUUCCAGAGACUUCUUGAGACACUCUUUGUGUCUUCAAGAUUCAAAUAUUUUGUGAAAGUACCUUGAGCCAUUUCAAAAGGUUUUUAAACGGGUUUUAAGACCCGUGGACACAAUUUAAGGCCAGUAAAUAAGAUUCAAAAGACCAAGGACAGUUUCUGUCAUAUAGAACAAGCACAAUUCAUUCAUUCAGAGUAUGACUCAACAUACAGUUCUUUAGACAAGAGUAUGACUCUGCGUACAAUUGAUUAUUACACAAUCCUAAAACUGCCCUUUCAGACUUCAGAACAUCGAGCACCUCCUACAGAUGUUUCAAUGGCACUUAUCCCUACUGUUCCAUAGCAGUACAAAAACUACAGAAGCACUUCACUUGCAGAGCAUGAAAAAAACAGCGUUUCUCUAAGCACACAUUAGAAAUAGAAUACAGCUUUUUUACGACGGUCUCCGUAGUUUUAAGUGUAGUCCGUGGAGACAAUUGCCAGGCACAUUUUUAUAUAGACUAGUUAUCUUAAAAAGAUAAGCACUUCCUUUUUAUAUGAGCAAUUAUUCUCUCCAAACUCUCUCGAUCAAUGCCAUACGUCAUGGUAGGUAAUCCAUAUUGGAUAUAGCGAUGAGUGGAGCUCUUUUGAUAAAGCAAUGCAAUUUCGAAUCAUGACCUGUAUAUUACAGAUUUUAAGCUUUUGCCUCAGUUUUCGUUACUUCCUUGGUCAAAGACAACGAGACGCAAAAUAGACGCUCCCAGCUGCAACUGUUGCCACUUCACACAGAGAAUUCCGUCCAAUCAGAAAGCAUUCCUACUGCUAGAUCAUCACUAAGUGCCGCCGCCGGUGUUGGAUACCCUCACGCAAUAUACCAUGUGUGUAUUUAGAGCAAUGACUUUGAUAUCUUUGACACAGACUCAUGGGUAAGGACAAUCCUGACAUGUAAAAUCAGAUACUCGUAUUUGUUGUUUUGGAGAUUUGUUUUGUUUGUUGUUGUUGUUGUUGUUGAUGUUGAUGAGAUUGGCUUCAAGGGGGUCGACCUUGGCUUCAGGUGGUUAACCUAGUUUCACGUUUGAGUAAGAAUUGGGAUAUCAAAUCCUAAUGUAGGUCAGUCAAAUGCUGUAAAUGAAGAGGCCAUUUCUCCAUUUUUUUUUCUUAGAUGGGAGUUCAGCCCAGUCUUGGAUAAGUGAAUGGCUGUUUUAAUGGAGAUGUUUCAUACAAAGUCAAGUCUCAUUCAGGAUUAAGCUUUAAUGUCUGUCUAGAUAAGUGACUUGCUAGGCCUUUAAUCGCAACCCCCCCCCCCCCUCACAAUUGGCCUUAAUGUCCUAUGCUCAUUUCAUUCCAUUUCAUUAGACCUGCCUGCGUGUUUCUACCUUACUUUCUUCUAGUCCAACUGAAAAGUCAUCAUGCAUUGUGCAAUUGUUAUCCUUUUCCAUCAUAAAAGUUGUUCAAGAGAAGAUGACUCAGGUUGGGCUUCUCUGUUACCCAAGUGGCCAUGACUGUUCCUGUUCCCUCUGGCAAGACGUGUAUUUUGUUUCUCCUUGCUAUAGAGAGCACCAGAGGGAACACUGCUGCUGAGUGGUCCUCUAUUGUCCGUGACAGAUGGACUCACCGCCGUGCUCUUACCAUACUCAUUUUAUAUUCCCACAUGAUGUUUUUUUUUCCCGUUUGUUUUGUUUGUUUUUGUAUGUGUGUUCUGUAUUCCCAAAUGUCAUUUAGUUUAUUUUUUUCCUGUUUUGUUUUGUUUUCUGUUGCCUCCUUAUAUUGUUGAGUUUUUCAUUUCUAUAUAUUUUGUAAAUAGAUAUAUAUAUAUAUAUAUAUAUUUCUAGAGCAUGAAAUACUUUGGGGAAUGGUGUAUGUCCUUGUAAUCGCCUCCAUCGUGUCAUUAUUCACCCGACUUAUCUCCGCAGUUUACUUCUGUCCCCCGUGUAACACAGCAAGUCUAUUCUGCAGAGUGUUUAACUGUUAUUUUAGCUAUUAAAUACAAUUUGAUGGCCAUACUUCCCUAUAGUGCAUAAGUCCCCUUUUGUGCACGCUAAUCAAACUUUCAUUGUUUACAGUGAAUAGAGGCAGAUGGCUUCUGGAGUAGAUGCUUAUCAGUUUUGAAUGGAUGCUCUAUGUGAGCUCUUAUGUUUUUUUUUCAGUAUUUAUCAAGUUGGGCACUCCUUCAAGCUUUGUUGUGAUGUGAUAUAAGCGUUAUGGGGACAAGAAGAGAAUCCUUUUGGGUUACUCUUGACGGUGACUCUUGUAGCACAAAAAGCCUUGUGGAGAGCGCCACCUGAGGGAUGGUUGUUGUACUGCAUUGAGGAGGUUGCUUUGAUUGGUAGCUGUCAUUUUAAAACUCUCUGUUUGCCGUGUCUGACCUUCAGCUGGUGUCGUGAUUUUCCUUGUUCACACAUUGGAUCAGUGUUUUCAUAAGUUAUGAAACGGCAGUCAACAUGUGAUCCAGUCAGAAACACAACGCCAAAUAAUGACCUUGUCUGUGAAUUUGAGUCAUCCUUUCUGUGAUCAACAACAGUGGUUGAGUCAUGUGUUCCUUCUGAGGAGAAAAUCAGAAAUCAGCAUGGAGACAUGCUCUUUGAAAAAUGACCACACCACCCCUAGUUACAUGGGACACAACUUUAAAAAAAAACAUACCAUUAAAAAAAAAAACUCAGAAACUUUACUGACACCUGGUGGUUGUGUUAACAAAAUGCUGUGAACAAGUAAUGUGAUGUCAGUACUCUUAUGCAAACCCACUGUAUCUUUAUUCUUCUAUUUGUUUUUUUUUUCUUCAGCAUCCACCAAAGCCAUACGUUUCUCUUUGUACAAUGUGAACAAGCCUUCCGAGACAGACAAAUUACAGAAUAUUCACACCAUUCAUUUUCAUAGUCAUCCAUGUUCAGCUGAGAUCUAAGACCUACAGUGCUUUCACCUAACAGGACAUCCCCCUCUACUCUCCUGUCCUCGCCUUACGCCUGUGACAGAAGCUCAGAAAGUGGCCCAGUCACUCUUAACUAUAUGAAUAACCAGAAAGGGGCAACAGCUGUGAACACAGAUGCUUUUUUUAGUGUGUGUAGGAGCAUUGUAAUGUAUACAGCUCCGCUGGACAAAAUGUGUAGACUGAUUGUGUUCAAUGGUCUGCGUUGAGACUGCAGUGUUUCUUCUCAGGCCUACUUUCUGACAAAGUCGACAGUGAAAGAUGCUAUCUAAAUGAUGGGGGUACUUUUUGGUCUUUUAUAUUCAGUGUUUGCUGUAUGUGGCCAUCUUGGCUGAAUCGGUUAAAUUAUUUCUAUAUUUUACACGUGAGAAUAUUAUAUCUGUUGAAAAGUAUAUAUUAUAUAUGUGCUCUGUCAGUCUUUGAAGCUAUGUACCACAAACGCACAUAGGAAUUUCUAACCCGUGUCUGAACACAUUUGCCUAUAAAAUCAUAGAGAAGCUCCUUGACAUAUAAAGUAUGCUGCUCCAAAUUAUUACUUUGUAUACAUUUAAGAUUACAAUUGAACUGCAAUGUGGGGGAGGUUUUGUAAUUAAAAGUAGUGCCUAUAAGCAUUGAGUUUGUGAUCGUUCUAGUACUGUAUAAAUGGGAUUCUGGUUGUGCACUAAAAAAACCUUAUUUUGGUUGGACAACCACAAUAGUUAGUGUAGUUUUAGAUACCCAUCAGAAGGUAUAAUUCUAGUUUGAAUCUGAUUUAUUUUAAAUAACUGUAUAUACAGACAACUCGAGAGGCAGCAAACCUUUGGUCACCAUACCUUCUUGUGAUUUACUUCAUUAAUCUGUAUGUGUUUUAUUUGAACUUUGAUAUUUAUUUUUGCUGAUUUUUGUUUUAUUUUCAACCUCUAAAUUAUUUUAUUUACAUAGUUUGUCAAUGAACUACCCUCAUGUACAAAUGAAAUCAAUCUCUUUCCAUUCUGGCUGAAUAGAGAGGAGGUAAAUUAUUCCUGUAAAUAGUCUGCUGUGUCUGUUUUGUACUUUUAAAUAAAGCUUUUUUCUUUCUCAUUUAAA